This is a messenger RNA of Peromyscus eremicus (cactus mouse), 5975 nucleotides long. RefSeq names its product neuregulin 2 (gene Nrg2). The record is from RefSeq and is a predicted model, not a curated record. Lineage: Eukaryota; Metazoa; Chordata; Mammalia; Rodentia; Cricetidae. The transcript is spliced from 10 exons. Gene Ontology annotation, molecular function: signaling receptor binding. Gene Ontology annotation, biological process: nervous system development; animal organ development; intracellular signal transduction. The coding region runs from base 1 to 2574 and encodes 857 amino acids.
AUGCGGCAGGUUUGCUGCUCAGCGCUGCCGCCGCCACUGGAGAAGGCUCGGUGCAGCAGCUACAGCUACAGCGACAGCAGCAGCAGCAGCAACAGCAGCAGCAGCAGAAGCAGCAGCAGCAGAAGCAGCAGCAGCAGAAGCAGCAGCAGCAGCAGCGAGAGCGGCGGCAGCAACAGCAACAGCGGCAGCAGCAGCAGCAUCUCCCGUCCCGCUGCGCCCCCAGAGCCGCGGCCGCAGCCACAGCCGCAGCCCCGCAGCCCCGCAACCCCGAGAGCCGCCGCCCGCUCGCGAGCCGCAGCCGCCGGCGGCAUGAGGCGCGACCCGGCCCCCGGCUUCUCGAUGCUGCUCUUCGGUGUGUCGCUCGCCUGCUACUCGCCCAGCCUCAAGUCGGUGCAGGACCAGGCGUACAAGGCACCCGUGGUGGUGGAGGGCAAGGUACAGGGACUGGCCCCGGCAGGCGGCUCCAGCUCUAACAGCACCCGCGAGCCGCCCGCCUCGGGUCGGGUGGCGCUGGUGAAGGUGCUGGACAAGUGGCCGCUCCGGAGCGGGGGGCUGCAGCGCGAGCAGGUGAUCAGCGUGGGCUCCUGUGUGCCGCUCGAAAGGAACCAGCGCUACAUCUUUUUCCUGGAACCCACUGAGCAGCCCUUAGUUUUUAAGACGGCCUUUGCCCCGGUCGACCCUAACGGCAAAAACAUCAAGAAAGAGGUGGGCAAGAUCCUGUGCACUGACUGCGCCACGCGGCCCAAGCUGAAGAAGAUGAAGAGCCAGACAGGAGAGGUGGGUGAGAAGCAGUCGCUGAAGUGUGAGGCAGCGGCGGGGAACCCCCAGCCCUCCUACCGCUGGUUCAAGGACGGCAAGGAGCUCAACCGGAGUCGUGACAUUCGUAUCAAGUACGGCAAUGGCAGAAAGAAUUCACGACUGCAGUUCAACAAGGUGAAGCUGGAAGAUGCAGGGGAGUAUGUCUGUGAGGCCGAGAACAUCCUCGGGAAGGACACCGUGAGGGGCCGGCUCCAUGUGAACAGCGUGAGCACCACUCUGUCAUCAUGGUCGGGGCAUGCCCGGAAGUGCAACGAGACAGCCAAGUCCUACUGUGUGAAUGGAGGCGUGUGCUACUACAUCGAGGGCAUCAACCAGCUAUCCUGCAAAUGUCCAAACGGAUUCUUCGGACAGAGAUGUUUGGAGAAACUGCCUUUGCGAUUGUACAUGCCAGAUCCUAAGCAAAAGGCUGAGGAGCUGUACCAGAAGAGAGUCCUGACAAUUACUGGCAUCUGUGUGGCUCUGCUGGUCGUGGGCAUCGUCUGUGUGGUCGCCUACUGCAAGACCAAAAAACAGCGGAGGCAGAUGCAUAACCAUCUCCGGCAGAACAUGUGUCCAGCCCACCAGAACCGGAGCCUGGCCAAUGGGCCCAGCCACCCUCGGCUGGACCCUGAGGAGAUCCAGAUGGCAGAUUACAUCUCCAAGAACGUGCCAGCCACAGACCACGUGAUCCGGCGGGAAACUGAGACCACGUUCUCUGGCAGCCACUCCUGCUCACCUUCUCACCACUGCUCCACAGCCACGCCCACCUCCAGCCACAGACACGAGAGCCACACGUGGAGCCUGGAACGUUCGGAGAGCCUGACCUCGGAUUCCCAGUCAGGCAUCAUGCUGUCGUCGGUGGGCACCAGCAAGUGCAACAGCCCGGCGUGUGUGGAGGCGCGGGCGCGGAGGGCGGCGGCCUACAGCCAGGAGGAGCGGCGCAGGGCUGCCAUGCCACCCUACCACGACUCCAUAGACUCCCUGCGUGACUCUCCACACAGUGAGAGGUACGUGUCGGCCCUGACCACGCCCGCGCGCCUCUCGCCCGUGGACUUCCACUACUCGCUGGCCACGCAGGUGCCGACUUUCGAGAUCACGUCGCCCAACUCUGCGCAUGCCGUGUCGCUGCCGCCCGCCGCGCCCAUCAGCUACCGCCUGGCGGAGCAGCAGCCGCUCCUGCGGCACCCGGCGCCGCCGGGCCCGGGGCCGGGGUCCGGCGCGGACAUGCAGCGCAGCUACGACAGCUACUACUACCCCGCGGCGGGGCCCGGACCGCGGCGCAGCGCCUGCGCGCUGGGCGGCAGCUUGGGCAGCCUGCCCGCCAGCCCCUUCCGCAUCCCGGAGGACGACGAGUACGAGACCACGCAGGAGUGCGCGCCCCCGCCGCCGCCGCCGCCGCGGCCGCGCACGCGCGGCGCGUCCCGCAGGACGUCGGCGGGGCCGCGGCGCUGGCGGCGCUCGCGCCUCAACGGGUUGGCGGCGCAGCGCGCACGCGCGGCGCGGGACUCGCUGUCGUUGAGCAGCGGCUCGGGCUGCGGCUCGGCGUCGGCCUCGGACGACGACGCGGACGACGCGGACGGGGCGCUGGCGGCCGAGAGCACGCCUUUCCUCGGCCUGCGAGCGGCGCACGACGCGCUGCGCUCGGACUCGCCGCCGCUGUGCCCGGCGGCCGACAGCAGGACUUACUACUCCCUGGACAGCCACAGCACGCGCGCCAGCAGCAGACACAGCCGUGGGCCGCCCACGAGGGCCAAGCAGGACUCGGGGCCCCUCUAGGGCCCCACCCCCGCCGCGCCCGCCCCAAGUCUCCAAGGAGAGCGGAGACCACCGACUGGAGAGGGAAUAGGAGCGAACAAAGAAAUAAAAAUAUUUUUAUUUUCUAUAAAAAGGAAAAAAGUAUAACAAAAUGUUUUAUUUUCAUUUUAGCAAAAAAAAAAUUGUCUUAUAAUACUAGCUAACGGCAAAGACGUUUUUAUAGGGAAACUAUUUAUAUGUAACAUCCUGAUUUACAGCUUCGGAAAAAAAAAGAAACAACAAAAAAAAAAAGAGAGAUGGGCCAAUUUUUUGACUCUUUAAUAGAAACCUAUAUUGUGGUGCCUUUUGCUGUACGCUAAUCUGGGGCUCCUGGAGAGUCGUCUGGGGUGCAGGGUGGGGAUGGGCGCUUGUGGGAUCCCAAACCAGUGGGGGUGAGAAAAGGCAGGGAAAGAAGAGACAGACCGAGGUUCUAAUGUCCCUGAGGCUAGUGGACAGCGAGGAAGAACGUGAAGACAAGGCAGUUUUAUCUUCCCCGGUCCAAAUCUGGAGUCCUGGGCAGAGAGAGCAGGGAUCCUAAGCUUACAGCUGGAAUUGAGGUCGGGUUACUUCCAGGGGGAGACACAGGCCCCCCACUACAGCAACUAGAAUGGGGAGGGGUCUUCCCCGCUCCUCACAGCUGCUAAGGGAAAGAGGACAGAGAAGGCGGUCUCCCCACCAGCCCCCGGCCUAGGGAGGGGGCAGCUCUACCAGGGGCCCAACCUUCACGGCUCCUCCUCCCCUGCGGCCUCCAGGAUACCCUCUGUCCUCUGCAGCACCUUCGUUUACAGGCCGUCUUUUCUAUUUUACGCCUGCAUGUCCUUUGCAUUUCAGAUUCUUUAGAUUGAAUGCAUGGUCACGCUGGGACCCAGAAGAGCCACUCCGACAGUGUAUUCGAUUCCCCUUUUAGCAAUAAAGUAACACCAUGUCCUCACAGCCCAGCCCCCACCCCACCUAUGACUUCCAUCCUCCUCCGGUCCUGCCCUCCCCGGCCCUCACAACUGGAUCCAAUGCUAAUUUGUCAAAAAUGGCAAUUGUCUAAAAAAAACAGACAAGAAAAAAAAAAUCCCAAACAGGAACAAACGGGAAAUCCUGACAUGUCCAAACACCUGACUGUUGACACUUGAACAUUUUUAUAUUAUAAAUAAAAUCAGAAAUAAUUCCUGUUUGACUGUGUGUACCUGGCCCCAGGUGAGGAGGGUAGAUAGAAUCAGGACCUGGGAUAAGGCACGUGGGUACUGAAUAAAGAUUGGAGAGGGCCAGGGCAGUCCCUGAGCGGAAGUGACCCUCUCUCCAGUUCCGCUGGCCCCAGCUCCAAGGACCUGCUCCAAGUCUUCCUUCCAAAUCAUUUAUAAGGUGUCCCCCCUGGGUGCUGGGAAACCCAGCCAAGGGAUUGACGCAAAUUGUUGUGCUUUAAACUCAGCCUCAGAACUCUGGCCCAGUCCCUGCCCUGGAGCUAGGGAGCUGGAUUGAGGCAACAGUUUCCCGCCCAGGUGGGUGAAGAGGGAAGAAAAGGGCUGUGGGGUUGGCACCGGGGCAGCGGAGGUAAAGAUGACCCUUGGGGCCUCAGGCACAUCACAGGCAGAGUCUGGACAUGUAAUACAGUAUAAUGGGUACCCUCAUUGCCAGAAGGACCAGAACAGCUGCAGCUUCGAAGCCCACAGGGUAUUGCUCUUUCCCCGAUUUAAACCCCCUCAGAGGCAGGGCAUGUCUAAACCUGCAGCUCUGAUGAAGGUCUGAUCUCAGGCAUGGAGGAGGCAGAUGGAGUCCAGGGUGAAGAGUCUUUCUCAUCAGCUACCUAGAAUACCAGGAAGCAAGAUUCCAGCCUCCUGGAACUGAAGCCUUCUCUCCAAAGAGCUGGGGUGAAUGUGUACAUGUUUGCGUAUGCUUAUACACAUUCUCGAAUGACCCAGCAUAGAACUAGACAGGCACUGAUAGAGGAGUGGGACCCAGAGGCACAGAGCAACAAGAGGGACAGAAUCGAGUGCCAGCUCUGGCCCUCACUAGCUCUGUGCCUUCUCCAAACCACAGUUGCUGCUUAGUGAGAGAUGAGGAAGAAAUUGUAGCCCUCAUCGGGUUGCUGUGGUGGCCACAUGCAGAUGGACCCAGCGCUGCUCCUGACAGAUGGCUGGACGAUGGCCCCCUUGAAGGGGGUGGUGACAGAAUCCUGAGCCUCGCAACCUUGAAUCACAAAGUGGCAAAAGCUCGAUGAGGUGAUGAUUAAGAAAAGUCUAAAUUUAUGAAGUCAUUAUAUUCGUUGAGGGGUGCUGAGGGGGCAUGUACUACAAAGGGGGGAAAAAUGAAAGAAAAAUUACUGGGCUGAAUGUUACACAAACCUGUAGAUCAUGGACCUCUUCCAGGCCCCAGGAGAUGAUCUCAUUAGAUCCCUCUGCUAUUGUUUGCUGUUUUCUUGAGAGCUUUCUUAGGGCCAUAAUCCUUACGUGUGACCUCUGAUCUCUAUGGGACCCCAAAUUCACUGCUCUGACCUCUUGGUGAACCCCCUGGUCAGAUCUUAUUCCGAUCCAGGUUAGAGCCCUCACUUAGCCUCUAUGAGGGCUCUAAGUUGUUGCCUUCUAGGUUUUCAUUCAGAAACCACCUUUACGACUCAGAUGAAUUCUCCUAUCUGUAUAUGACCCCCGCUGACUUCAAGUAACCACUUAGCGAACUUGUACCUGACCCCAUUUUGUUCCCUCAGCAUCUGCCCUGGAUUCUAAGACACCUGCCAAGAGUCCAAGGCCAGAACUUAACCUAGUUCCUCGGCUCUCUCCUCAUGGCAUCAGCCACCUAGAAAGUGGACAUGUAUGGUUGGGACUCAGGAGCAUGCUUGACCAGAGAGACCCUCUUGCCCACUCUGCCUCUCAGGUUUCAGCCUUGGGGGAAACGGAGUAUGUGGCCCCUCAGGAAGCAUUGCAAUCAUGUUAAGCAGCUUUCCUUCCAUCACCCUGUCCCCUGGAACACUCAGGACAUUCAGGCAGCUUCCUAGGUCAAAGUUCUCUUCCCUGUUCCCCAAAUUCUUUACUUUGUAGUACCACUUUUGGCGUCUCUCCCCAGCCCCUCUCAGAGGCCUCAGUGGCAAUGAUAACCACUUCUCACCCAGACUUCCCCACAACUGUGAGACCCGCGAAGACAGGGAGCUGACCUCUUUAACCACCGUCCCUAGCACCCAGCAACAGUGUACGGCACACGGUUGUCCCUCACUGAGGAGGUCGAAGGCUUUCGGCAAGAGUUAGCCAUCAGGAGGAGUUCCUGAGCCCUGGACAACUUCCCAGGACCUCUAGAUGGAGCAGACCACUUACUGCAAGUUUUGUCAGGCCCUGGAUUGGACUAAUCCUAUGGGCAUGUUAGGGGCAACGGUUAGGGAAGAGGAACGUGAUGGUCUGUUAGAA